UUGAUGUAUAUACUUUUGGAAUGUUAAUGUGGGAAUUCUCUUCCAAUAGACCUCCUUUUUAUGAUCGUCCACAUGAUGCAAAACUUUUUAAUGAUAUCUUUGAAGGUCUAAGACCUAAACAACGUGAUGAUGUUCCGGAAUGUUAUAGUGAUUUAAUGCAAUUAUGUUGGAAUACAAAUCCUACUCAUCGUCCUUCAAUAUCGGAUUUAGUAAAACGUUUCAGUGAUUGGCAUCUUUUUGCUAAAGAGAAAGAUCAAUUUGUUCUUUCCGAACAAAAAAGAAUUAAACGUGUUUUGGCUAAAGGUUUAAAUCCGGAUCCGGGUCGAAUGGCUACUCCUCCUAAAGUUCAUCCUCAAGCUAUAUAUACUAGUAGAUUAUUAAAAUUUCCCGCUCUUCCUAUACCAAAAAAUUCUCAAAAAGGUUUACCAAAAAGAGCUAAUUCUUAUAAUGAUAGUGAUAAUGGUCGUACUCAAAUGAGUACCAAAGAUUUGGCUUCCAUUCUUAUUCGUGAUGAAACUUAUCCCGAACCAGAGGUUGAACCUGAAGAUGAAGACGCUUUAAAACAAUAUGAAUUAUCUAUCCCUAAUGAUUUGGAUUGUGAUGUAUCUGACGAUAAGGAUGAUAAACCAUCACUUUCAGAAUUAAAUAUAGAAUCAAUAAAUAUUUCACAGGAUGAUUCUUCUACUAAUGGAAUUACUUGUUCUAGUCCCACUGGUAUUGAGAAUGAGUAUUCUUCAAAUGGAAUUUCAUGUGCUAGUUCUACUAAUGUGGAACAUGUAGAAUAA
Messenger RNA from Racocetra fulgida, 785 nucleotides. The record is from the annotation of a GenBank genome assembly. Lineage: Eukaryota; Fungi; Glomeromycota; Glomeromycetes; Diversisporales; Gigasporaceae.